Molecule: messenger RNA, 2189 nt
Organism: Manis pentadactyla (Chinese pangolin)
Lineage: Eukaryota; Metazoa; Chordata; Mammalia; Pholidota; Manidae
Gene: CDK5RAP1
Product: CDK5 regulatory subunit associated protein 1
Exons: 14
Coding region: 176-1969 (597 amino acids)
Biological process (GO): tRNA modification; negative regulation of cyclin-dependent protein serine/threonine kinase activity
Cellular component (GO): cytosol; mitochondrion
Molecular function (GO): 4 iron, 4 sulfur cluster binding; tRNA-2-methylthio-N(6)-dimethylallyladenosine(37) synthase activity
Source: RefSeq, a predicted model, not a curated record
UAUAGAAGAGGGACUUCUGUUGGAACGUCCUGGAUGAAAGGCGCAGCGGAACGGAAGUUGCGCGUUUGCGCGCGCAGCGGCGGACUUCUGAGAGGGGAUCCGGGCUGGCGGCUGGGAACUUCCGUUGCCGGGCACGACCCUCGGCCUGCAGACCUUGGGCUGUUUAUUUAGCGCCAUGCAUCCUUUACGGUGUGUGCUCCGGGCACAGGGGUGUCUGAGGUUGGGGCCCUUGGCCUCUGGGUCCCAGCUGCAGCUCAGGACCUGCAGGGCACAUAGCAGUCACCCCAGCACCGCAAGUCUCAGUUCAGAAAGGCAGCAGGAAAAUGAAGUUCGGAAAGAUUUCACCUCCAAGCUGGACACAGGGCCGACUUUUCAGGAUUUUUUAAGGAGUGCUUCAGCUCCUCAAGAGAAACCAUCUUCUCCGGAUGUGGAGGAUCCACCCCCCUAUCUCACAGCGGAUGAUCUUUUAGGAAGGCAGAGAAAAGUCUACCUUGAGACGUAUGGCUGCCAGAUGAAUGUGAAUGACAUGGAGAUAGCCUGGUCCAUCUUACAGAAGAGUGGCUACCUGCGGACCAGUAACCUCCAAGAGGCUGAUGUGAUCCUCCUUGUGACGUGUUCUAUCAGGGAGAAAGCUGAACAGACCAUCUGGAAUCGUUUACAUCACCUUAAAGCUCUGAAGGCAAAACGGCUCCAUUCCCGAGUGCCUCUGAAGAUUGGGAUUCUAGGCUGCAUGGCUGAGAGAUUGAAGGAGGAGAUCCUCAACAGGGAGAAAAUGGUGGACAUUUUGGCUGGUCCAGAUGCCUAUCGAGACCUGCCACGGCUGCUGGCUGUUGCUGAGUCAGGCCAGCAAGCUGCGAAUGUGCUGCUGUCUCUGGAUGAGACCUAUGCAGAUGUCAUGCCAAUCCAGACAAGUCCCAGUGCUACCUGUGCCUUUGUGUCUAUCAUGCGAGGCUGUGACAACAUGUGCAGCUACUGCAUAGUUCCUUUCACACGUGGCCGGGAGAGGAGUCGGCCUGUUGCCUCCAUUCUAGAGGAAGUGAGGAAGCUUUCUGAGCAGGGGCUGAAAGAAGUGACACUCCUUGGUCAGAAUGUUAAUAGUUUUCGGGACAAUUCGGAGAUCCAGUUCAGCAAUAUAACGUCUACCCACCUCAGUCGUGGUUUCUCCACCAACUAUAAAACCAAGCAAGGGGGCCUUCGUUUUGCUCACCUUCUAGAUGAGGUCUCCAGAGUAGAUCCUGAAAUGAGGAUCCGUUUUACCUCUCCCCACCCCAAGGACUUUCCCGAUGAGGUUCUGCAGCUGAUUCGUGAGAGAGACAACAUCUGUAAACAGAUACAUCUACCAGCCCAGAGUGGAAGCAGCCGUGUACUGGAGGCUAUGCGGAGGGGAUAUUCAAGAGAAGCUUAUGUGGAAUUAAUUCAUCAUAUCAGAGAGUCUAUUCCUGGUGUGAGCCUCAGCAGUGAUUUCAUUGCUGGCUUUUGUGGUGAGACAGAAGAAGAUCAUCUCCAGACGGUGUCUUUGCUUCGGGAAGUUCAGUAUAACACAGGCUUCCUCUUUGCCUACAGCAUGAGACAGAAGACACGAGCAUAUCACAGGCUGAAAGAUGAUGUCCAGGAAGAGGUAAAAUUAAGGCGUUUGGAGGAACUUAUCACUGUCUUCCGAGAGGAAGCAACGAAAGCCAACAAGACCUCUGUGGGUUGUACCCAGCUGGUGCUAGUGGAGGGGCUCAGUAAACGCUCUGCUGCUGACCUCUGUGGCCGGAAUGAUGGAAACCUUAAGGUGAUUUUCCCUGAUGUAGAGAUGGAGGAUGUCACUAACUCUGAGCUCAGGGUGAGAGCUCAGCCUGGGGACUAUGUGCUGGUGAAGAUUACUUCCGCCAGCUCUCAGACACUUAAAGGACAUGUGCUCUGCAGGACCACACUGAAGGACUCCACAGCGUACUGCCAACCUGACUCUGCAGGACCACACUGAAGGACUCCACAGCGUAUUGCCGACCUGAGUGGAUAGCUUCAGAGUAGAUGUGGACAGGCAUUCCCAAAAGGACCAGAUAUGACUGGUCACUAAUGAAAGAGGUAAUGAAGUUUUGGAGACAAGCUGCAAGUGGUGGAGCAACUUUAGGUAAAUGGAAAAUGCAUCUCUUUGCUGCACGUGAACAGCUUUUACAGUCAUUAAAUUUACCUGAACUAAGGUG